This is a messenger RNA of Cucurbita moschata (crookneck pumpkin), 1675 nucleotides long. Its product is annotated as clathrin light chain 1-like. The record is from RefSeq and is a predicted model, not a curated record. The transcript has 4 exons. Bases 204 to 1250 code for a protein of 348 amino acids. NCBI's taxonomy places the organism in Eukaryota, Viridiplantae, Streptophyta, Magnoliopsida, Cucurbitales, Cucurbitaceae. Gene Ontology annotation, biological process: clathrin coat assembly; clathrin-dependent endocytosis; intracellular protein transport. Gene Ontology annotation, molecular function: clathrin heavy chain binding; structural molecule activity. Gene Ontology annotation, cellular component: plasma membrane; clathrin coat of coated pit; clathrin coat of trans-Golgi network vesicle.
AGUUUGGAAAGCAUCGGUCUCCCAUUUCCGCUUCAAGAACUUCACUUCACUGCCCGCUUAGUCAAUCUUCUAAAAAAUCGAAACACGUUUAUGAUUAUGGCAUUUUCCUGAUUACUGUUUCUUGAUUCGAACACCGCGUUCAUCAUCACCGCAAGAAUUCGCUAACCUCAACGAACUCAGAAAUCCAAUCCCGAUUCACAACAAUGGCUUCCUUCGACGCUUUCGGCAAUGAAGAACACGAAGAACAGCGGCGCCAUUCGCCUACAACGCCGCCCUUUGACGACGAUGCCUACAUGGGUUAUGACUCUUCUCUCCCUUCCCACCGUUAUGAUUCUUCUACCACUUUCUCUACCGCCGACCAACUCCCUCAUGAAGACGACGUCGUUUCCGAUGUCCACAGCGCCGGAAACACCACUAAUCCUAAUUUAUCCGACGUUUACGACUUCGGAGUUUCGGAUCCUAAUCCGAGCUACGUAUCUCCCUUUGAUCAUGUUGAGGCUGAUGGAGAGCAUUACAAUGUUGCCGCCAGCCUUGGUGGUAUUGACAAUGGCGGUAUUUUUGUCUCUGAUGGACCGAUUCUCCCCGACCCGAGCGAAAUGCGAGAGGAUGGCCAUGCUCGACGCGAAUGGCGACGACAAAACGCCAUAGAUCUUGAGGAGAAACAGAAGAAAGAAAAGGAGAUGAGGAAUCAAAUAAUGAAUGAAGCUGAAGAGUAUAAAGCAUCCUUUUAUGAGAAAAGGAGGGCCAAUUGUGAAACAAAUAGAACUCACAAUAGAGAAAGAGAGAAGCUUUACCUAAUAAACCAGGAAAGAUUCCACAAAGAAGCUCACAAACAUUACUGGAAAGCAAUAGCAGAAAUCAUCCCACGAGAGGUACCUAAUAUUGAGAAGAGAAGAGGAAAGAAAGAUGCUGAUAAGAGUCCUUCAGUCGUGGUAGUUCAAGGUCCGAAACCUGGAAAACCGACCGAUCUAUCUCGAAUGAGGCAGAUUCUUUUGAAGUUGAAACAGACCCCUCCGCCUCAUAUGAUGCCUCCUCCUCCCGAACCGGCCAAAGAUAGCAAGGAUGGCAAAGAUACGAAGGAAGGGAUGAAAUCCGAAGGGAAGGAUGUUGAGGACAAGGAAGCUCCUAUGUCUCCUGCAGAAGAUAUGGAUGCUAAUGAUACUCCCGAUCGACCCGAAAUAGAGGUCGAGGCUCCUACUACAACCGAUGCCGUGCAAACUGUUGAGUUGGUGUCACGUUCUGCAGAGUAAGAAAUUAAUAGCAGUUCAUCUUAUGGGUUCUCUGUUCAUAGAAAAGUUAACAAUACAGACUUGCAAAGUUGUAGAGCAGCAGUCCAUGUUGUUAUUUGAUACGCAUAACUGUGGGAGGGAACAUUCACGCGUAGCACUGAUGAUUCAACCAUCACUGGUGGUCUAACUGGUCAAGUAGUUGGGUCAGAGUCCAAAGCAUUUCUAAUUAUAUCAUAUCUGCAAUCGAUGUCUACAAGUAGGGAAACUGAAUUUCAUGUAGAAUUGAGAAAGUCCACAUCAAUUAGACAAUGGAGUUUUCGAAGGCACGAUGGAUGUUCGGGUAUUGUAUUGUAGUAAACGAGCCACCAACUAGGAUACUGAAGAACUAUCGAGAUUGUUUUUGUCACGUCAUUAAGUUUUUUAACGUUUUGUGUCAAUUUGCCUCA